UUAUUUAACCUCAAGUGAUGCAACGAGUAGCUUCUCAUUUUUUAAACAACCAUGGUGAAAGAUGUUAAUCUGUUUUUAAGAAGGGUCAAAUCACUGGAAUGAUGCAUCAAGCAGAGAAAACAUCUAAGCAGGAUCUACUAAAACUGGGUUAAAAACUGUCCAACGCAUUAUUAAAAACUGUAAGGACAGUGGGGAACCAUCGUCUUCAAGGAACAAAUGUGGUCGAGGAAACAAAAAAUCCUGAUUGACGGUGAAAUCAAAUUGAGAACUACAAUGUGAAGGGAACUGAACAGCUGUGUAGCCUUAAGAAAACCUGAAUGACCAGUUUAUUCCAUCAAUGAUGGUACAGGUAUAUUCCAAGAUGACAAUGCCAGAAUUCAUGGGGGUCAAAUUGUGAAAUAGGGGUUCAGGGAGCAUGAGACAUCAUUUUCACACAUGGAUUGGCCUCCACAGAGUCCAGACCUGAACCCAGUUGACUUUGAGCAGGUCAGAUUCUCAGCAUCAGUACAAGAUGUUGGUGAAAAAUUGAUGCAACAGUGGAUGGAAAUAAAUAUUGUGCAGAAGCUUCUUAUCGAAAUAACCUCACAACGAAAAAUAACCUUGAUUGUAACUUUUUUUGUCCAGGCGGUGUAAAUUUAGAUUACAUUUUUUUUUUACAGGCAUCCUAUGCGGUCAGAGCGGAUGUUGUGAUUUCCGUUUCAAAAUAAAGGCAUAGAGUUGUGCGAUAACGUAAUCACAAAAAUAAAUAAAGUACAUAACCUGUUGUAUCACACUAGUUUGUUUUUAUUAUUAAAAGUAUAGCACCCGUUUUAGUUUAAAUAUAUUUAUAAUUAAAGCUUUAACCCCCAAAAUUAAAAGAAUUUUGAGUUUUGUUGCUCGUGUUUGCUUAAUUGGACAUCAGUACAUUUAAAUUGGGGUGAUAAUUAAGUAUAUUCUCUCAUGGAGGUGGAUGACAGAAAAAGGUGAAUAAAGUGGUGUUUUUUCAUUGAGACAUAAUGUGCUGUCCUCCCACCAGCGGCUCCGUCUCUCAUCAGCUGUUCGGAGGCAGAUAUGAUGUAAUCAACCGGGGAGGCAGAGCCGGAGAACAACCACCGCGACGCACGGACGUCCUCUCUCCGCUGCUCCGGGACUUUUUCCUGAAACCCAUUUAAAAGCUUCUAAUCGAGCGGUUUUUAGGUAGAGGGGGGAGAGAGAGCAGAUCCGGGUUAUUGUUGGAAGUCAUGUCGGGGAGGUUUGAGCUGACAGUCCUCCCCUCCCGACGAAGAGGAUGCUGGAUGCAGAGAAGAAGAAACAGAAACAGCAGCAGCAGCAGCAGCAGCAGGGUUUGGAUUUUGCUCCUGAACUUGUCUCCUUCUCUCCAUCACCAGCUGUAAUUAACUAACCACCAUGGAGCCCGGGAGUCCUGCUCCAUCAUCCUCCGCGUGAAUAAUAAAAAAAAAAAAAAAUGGCCCGCACUCCGCCUCCAUCGUCGACAUCGCUCCGCUCCUCGUCGCCUUUUCGCCCGUGAUGACACGAGGACGCCCGCUUCAGACCUCGAGCGCACGUAGGCCCCUUCAUCACACCACCAGCCCAGGAUCUGCGGUCGCCGCUAUUACGCAAACACGCCUCCUCCUGCCAGCUUUGAUUUCCCCCCUUUACAACAGGUCGGAGCCGGGAGAUGGGCCGCGUCCCCUGCCGCCGCUGCUUCUGCUGCUGCUUUGCCCUGCCCGGAUCUGAGUUUCAUUCACUCCUGACCCCGCUUCCCACCAUGGCCAUUUGAAAUCGACCUAACCCUCAGCUGCCAGGUCUCUCUGGACAUUGUUCCUGGCUUUACGCGCGGAGCUUGUGCCCAUGUUGUCGUUGUUGCCCUGCAGGGGGAUGAGCAGCAGCCACUGUCCCUCCAGCACAAGUCUGCCCUCUCCUGCUGUCCACCCGGUGGCCCUGUGACUUCUCGGGAGUGUGGAGGUGCUGACUAUCUUAAAAAAAACAAAACAAAAAAAAAGCAAAGUGGAGCUUCUCCAGCUCAGGUUUGAACCAUGGCCAAUGAACCUGUCAUCCUUAACGUGUAUGAUAUGUAUUGGAUAAACGAAUACACUUCCAAUCUGGGGAUUGGAGUCUUCCACUCAGGCAUUGAGAUUUAUGGCAGAGAGUUCGCGUACGGCGGCCAUCCCUACCCUUUCAGCGGCAUCUUUGAAAUCAACCCGGGCAACGCGGCCGAACUGGGAGAGACUUUCAAAUUCAAGGAGGCCAUUGUUUUGGGCACGACAGACUUCACAGAGGAGGACAUGGAUAAGAUCAUGGAGGAGCUGGGUAAAGAGUUCAAAGGGAACGCCUACCACCUCAUGCACAAAAACUGCAACCACUUCUCCUCCUCGCUGUCUGAGUUGCUGUGUGGGCGGGAAAUCCCUCGCUGGGUCAACAGACUGGCGUACUUCAGCUCCUGCAUCCCCUUCCUGCAGAGCUGCCUCCCCAAGGAGUGGUUAACCCCGGCCGCCCUGCAGAGCCACAUCAGCCUGGGCCUCCACAAGGAGGAGCAGAACGAGUCCAGCGACGAGGACCCUUCCUCGGCGUCCGGCGCUGGUGCCGCCGCCGCCGCAUCGGGCUCCUCCCACAGCUGUCGCCACACCAGGGUGUGAGGAGGCGCCCGCACCCCCCCCCCAACAAGCACCACCACCACCACAACCACAAACGCUGACCUCCGAACCUGCCUGCCACCGCUGCGCGUGGCAUUUGUCGGCUUGAACAACCACCUGACCUCAUACUGUUUGUCCUCUGAGUAAAGAGGCAGGGAGAACUGGGAGCUGCAGCCCACGGAGACCCUGCUCGUCCUCCGAGCAGACGACGGCAUGGCGGAGGCACACUUUGACCUGAGCGCCGGAGCGCGGCUCAGACUUCAACAGAAACCACUUGUAGAUCUGAAAAUUUGUUAUUUUUAGUCUUUUCCACAAACUUUUAAACCUUUGUCAGCCUUGUUCCCUGCCUUCAGAGCUGCUUUUGUAGACUAACUAGGUAGGUAGACACCAGGAAAACCGCAAAUCUGCUCAACUUCAACAAGUUCUCGUGAAAUAACCUCUAUGUGGCCUUCAGUUGAUAUUGUUGACUCAGUUUGUGUGGAGCUUUUUAUUUGGCCAUUUUUAGAGGGCGAGCAGGUUGGAAAGGAUCCGAUUGUUCCUUGAGUUCAGGCUGAACAGGUGAAAAUACUGCAUGUUGGAGGAAUUAGACCAAGCUAAUCUGAGACACUUCUGAUCAUCUAGUACUUCUUCUCCUUUGGUUCAUCUAGCUGCCUGUGUAACGAGUUCAUAGACGGUUGGAAAACAAUCAGGGACAAACACUGUCGUGGUUCGUGCAGCCCGGUCACUAUGAACAUCUCAGCGACACAGACACAGGAAAUCCAGCUGCUGCUGCUCUGACAAAUAUUGACUUUGUGACGCAGUGCACUUUUUGUCUACGGUUUUAUAUCCGACUGGUCUUUAUAUUAAAAUGGUGCGAUAACUUCCAUAAACCAACUGAGACAGAGCUGCUACGAGGUAGACAAGACACAUCUCAACUUUAAAACUGCAGAGGUCGUUAAAGAAACAGUUUUGGGAAAAUGCACUUUUUCUUUCUGAGAGUUAAGCAAACGUCUCGAUAAUGUGAAGCUACAGAAACCGGUUUUCUGAGCUUAUUCGCAUUCAGAGCUCGUAACUUAGCAACAGUAUAUCUUGUUUGUUUAUUAUGCACCAAAAAAAAGGUGUACAAAUCUUGCUGUUAAAGCACACCUGGUUGAACUGGGGCUACAGUUCUUAAUGCAGCGGUGCACGUUCGACUCCAGCCUGGGCCAUUUCUGCAUGUCGUCCCCGCUCUUUGUCACCUGUAACUUCCGGUAUCUCUUUUCCGAUCAGUCUAAUAAAGACGCAAAAGACGAAAAGAAUAACCUUUUUCUGCAUUUUGUGAGAGAUUUUUUUUUUUAAAAAAAGCCCUCCCGAAAAUUGCUCACAAAAUUUGCAGUUCCGUCGAUGUCCACUAGACGCUGGCUCUAAAAGUGAGUCAAUCCCCAAUAGAAAUCCAUAUUAAAUGUACGUUAUGUUAAACAUUUACAUUUAAAGCCUGGUGCAAUUGAUUAUUUUGAUUUCUCUUGGUAAUCUCUCCAACAAACUGUCUUGACAACAAUAUAAACAAUAUAUUUAUAUAUAAUUAGGCUUAAAGUUGUGCAUAGUUUAGCUUGGUUCACGCUCUGGCUUUUCGGCCAUCUUUGGAAAAAAAAACAGUAGUGAGGCGGAGCCUGACUCUACCAAGAUGGCGACGACCGUAGACGCCACGCUGAGCUUCAAAACGUAUUUAUAUACAGUCAGUGAUUUGCGACCAACCGUAAAUUAAAAGACACUCAAACCCCCCAAAUAGUGAUUUCUUACAUUUGGACAGAUCAGUACUAGUCCUCUUUUCUCCCUGUUUCCAGUCUUUAUGCUAAGCUAAGCUAAUCAGUUGCAUAUAAAGGCAUCUAACAGACAUGAGAAUCUCUCACCAAGAACACAAAUAAGAAUAUUUCUCAAAAUACGAAGCUGUCUCAUGAAGGCAGUGUUUCUGUGUUUGAUUUAUCUAAAGCAUUUUGACAACAGAGAACAAACUUUUUUGAGUAACGACUCAUUGGAUGGAAAGAUCGGAUUGUCACAAAGGGAAUAAAUGAUGUCAUGCUGGUAAACAACCACAUUAAGAAGGAUUUUACACUGAAUAUUAUGAUUAUGAUAAGGGAGAUGGGCUCUUUAUUGUGAAGUGAACUGGGCCUCUUGUGUUUUUAAUCUUCCCUCCUGCUGCAGUGUGUUGAUGGACCUUUCUCAGGACGGAAAUCACAUAACUCCAAGUAGUGACAGUAACCUCAUUCCUGCUGAGCACCUUCGGACCUGAGUGGGAAUGAAGUGCAAAUGAAUCAUUUGAAUUCUACUUCAUGUUCUCAGAUAAGCUAUAUCCUUAUUUAUUAUUUUUGACAUGGUUUUACUUUUCACCAAGUGUUCAGUUUUUUUUGGUAUGAUUUGAGUCGACGGAGGGCUGUACAGUGAUCAGUAUUACAUGCUCAAAGGCACUUUCUAUCCAGAACAGACCAGAAAGGUAUUUUUUCUUUUCUUUUUUCUAUUGUACUGUGUCUACCUAACCCCUGCAUUUCCUUUUCCUAACCCAAAACAAUGUCAAGAAUGAUGAUAGUACUUGAAUAAAGAGAUGGAAUAUAA
Molecule: messenger RNA, 5180 nt
Organism: Mugil cephalus (flathead mullet)
Lineage: Eukaryota; Metazoa; Chordata; Actinopteri; Mugiliformes; Mugilidae
Product: deubiquitinase DESI2
Exons: 5
Coding region: 2016-2615 (199 amino acids)
Biological process (GO): protein deubiquitination
Molecular function (GO): deubiquitinase activity
Source: RefSeq, a predicted model, not a curated record